GGGUCAUCUGUGUCCAAGGCUGCCCUCGAAGCGACCACGGAUGAGCUCGUGGAACCAGACUCGAAACACCUAGCUGGACUGGGGAGAUUGGAUUUUCCCUCCUCGUCACCUCCGAUCGGGCCUAGAAGAGAACUACGGGACUUUUAAACUCCAAACUAUAUCACUCACUACAUUAAUGCAUCAAAUAUGGGUGUCAAACGCCUGGCGGAUGUUCUUUCUGAGAAAGCGAAGAGCAGCAGCUGGGUGGUGGUGUUCAAAGCCCUGAUUACUGUUCAUCACCUUAUGGUGCAUGGAAAUGAGCGUUUUAUCCGUCAUCUUGCGUCUCGAAGCUCUUUGUUCACUUUACACAACUUCCUGGAUAACAGUGUCAUAGAAGGCUAUGCUAUGUCAAUCUUCAUCAGACGAUACAGCAGGUACUUGAAUGAAAAGUCACUCGCAUAUAGACUGAUCGCAUAUGACGUCACCAAAACCAAAAGAGGGCUGGAUGGCUUUAUGAGAAAUAUGAAUACUAAAGACCUGCUAAACACACUUCCAGUUAUUCAAACUCAGUUUGAUGCUCUUCUUAGCUUUAAUGCAAAUGCAAAUGAGCUAACUAAUCGUAUAAUACGUGCUGCUUUCAUGCUCCUCUUUAAGGAUUCUCUUCGCCUCUUUGCAGCCUAUAAUGAGGGAAUUCUCAAUCUGCUAGACAAGUUUUUUCACAUGACGAAGCGCCAGUGCAAUGAAAGUCUGGACAUUUACAUCAAGUUCCUUGCAGGAACAACCAAAUUGGAACAGUUCCUGAAGGUUGCAGAGCAAGUUGGAAUCGACCAGAACAACAUUCCAUAUCUUACUCAGGCACCCAACAGUUUACUUGAAGCACUGAAACAGCACUUAGCUUCGUUGGAUGAGAAAAAUGAAGUUUUUCCUCCUUAUAGUCUCCAGCACUCAUUGAUUCAAUCCAUCUCAAAGAAUUCAUUUAUGAAAGCUUCAUCAAGGCAAAAUUGGUUUUCAGGUCACAAACCUGUUAAAGUCAGACAACGUCAUGGAGCCAUCUUAGAAAACAACCUGGAUGACUCACUUGCUAGUCUUGUAGAAAGUACACAUUUUAAACUUGAAGAAAUCCCAGUCAACAAAUCUGACACCAAUUGCCAUCAAUCUUCAGAGGCGGAGUUUACUGAGAGAAUCAACUGGCAGUUGAAUAUGGAUAACUACAACUACGCAUCAGACUUCUGGGAUCCCGUGUCCAUUUCGCCCCUUCUCCGCAUGGUACCAAUCCCAGUGUCUUAUCCAGUGAAUUCAGAACCAGAGCCUGUGUAUGGAGUGAUUCCAGCUUCAGUGGGAGCUCCUUUUCCAAUAUCACUUCCAUCCAUGGAUUAUACCCGGCAAGACUUAGAGACCAACAGACCUCCUACUCUAUUCACAGAAAAUCAGGUACAAUUCAUGUAGAAGUACCGAAGCAAAAACCACUGGAAUCCAAUGGUGGGGGAAAAGAAACAGUGAUCUCUCUACAGCCGGAACAAAAUCAUCAACAUCAUCCAAGUAAAAUAAACAUGCAAUACUGUUGAGAUCUCUCCAAUAUAUUCAAUAUAUUGGAAGUGAUGCAUUCUA
Molecule: messenger RNA, 1587 nt
Organism: Eptesicus fuscus (big brown bat)
Lineage: Eukaryota; Metazoa; Chordata; Mammalia; Chiroptera; Vespertilionidae
Product: phosphatidylinositol-binding clathrin assembly protein-like
Exons: 17
Coding region: 187-1425 (412 amino acids)
Biological process (GO): synaptic vesicle budding from presynaptic endocytic zone membrane; clathrin coat assembly; clathrin-dependent endocytosis
Cellular component (GO): synaptic vesicle; clathrin-coated vesicle; extrinsic component of presynaptic endocytic zone membrane
Molecular function (GO): SNARE binding; clathrin heavy chain binding; 1-phosphatidylinositol binding
Source: RefSeq, a predicted model, not a curated record